CACGUGAAACGGAACAAGGUAACUUCACCUGCAAUACGCACAGGCAUUUCGACGAGUAAACAUAUUUAUGAUUUAAAGUACAGUGUUCGGUGUGAAUUUCAACUCAUAUCCCGCUUAGUCGACCUCUUCAGAAUGAAUACUAUGAAAACAGACUGAAACCAACCGUUCCCGACUGUACAGUCACCAACAGCACCCAGUGAAAAACAUUCCCCCGGCUCCAUUGCUAGGCAGCCAGUGCAUCACGUCUCAGUUGCGGUGAACGUAAACAAGAAUUUCGUCAGUAAUUUAGGAAUCUCAAAAUUUUCUGUGAUGCUCCGAACAAUAUGUUUCGCUAGUGUUGUUCUGGUUUUGGCUGCUUUUCCGCUAAGUAUCGAAUCCCAGCAGGUAAGUGAGAAUGUCGCUGAACAUUAUUUACCUCCCUACGACAAUCCCAUGAUAACGGCAGAGCGAUUUAAAAAAAUCUUACAAGAAUCUCCAAUUACGCGAUGGUCAGCAACAACGAAAUCGUCAUCAAAGGACACAAAAGAGGAACCAGUCAAACUAAAUACAACAUAUACAUACCGACCAGAAUGGCCAGAUCCUAGUAGAAAGUUAGGCACGGUGUCGGCUGUUUCCUUCGAUAAAGAUGGAAAUGUGGUAGUUUUCCAUCGUGUGGACCGAAUAUGGACUGGUAGAACAUUUAAUUAUGCAAAUCUGUAUCAAGAGAAAAGCCUGGGCCCGAUCACCAAGAAUACGAUUAUUGCGUUCGAUAGAAAAACAGGAAAAGUUGUUUAUGAGUGUGGGAAAAAUCUGUUCUACAUGCCGCAUGGCUUAACAGUAGAUCACGAAAACAAUAUUUGGGUGACUGACGUCGCUCUACACCAAGUUAUGAAACUAUCGCCUAAAUGUUCGUCCGAUAAGCCACUGCUGGUACUGGGCACUGCAUUUUCACCAGGGAUCGUAAAGAAAUUUUGCAAACCCACGGCGGUAGCUGUGCUGCCUAAUGGCGACUUUUUCAUAUCCGAUGGAUACUGUAACUCUCGCAUUCUAAAAUUGUCGAAGGAAGGAGAUAUUAUUCUCACGUGGGGUGAGAACUCAUUUCAAGGCGACGCUCACGAAGUAGCACCGCCCAAUUUCUUUGCCAUUCCGCAUGGACUAACGUUGACGAAAGACGCGGAAUUGUUGUGUGUAGCGGAUCGCGAGAAUGGACGAGUGCAAUGUUUCCACACGAGCAAUGGGACAUUCCACUCACAGUAUCACAGCAAUACGGUAGGUGAUAGAUUGUUUGGUGUUGGCUAUGCUCCGAUUUCAGGUGGUCAAUUGUUUGUCGUUAAUGGUCCAGAAAAUAAGAAUAAUCACGAAGUUCAAGGAUACAUAAUUGAUAUGUCGACAAAGCAAGUCCUCUCGAAAUUCGGACCGAAUGGGUCGCAAUUCUCAAACCCCCAUGACCUCGCCGUGUCAGAGGACGGAAGUGAGAUCUAUGUAGCCGAAUUGGAUCCGCCACGCAUUCAUAAAUUUGUAUAUAAGAAUGCCGCUUUGAGCGAUGUCAAUAGCACAACAUCGAGUCCCGCCAACGUGACGUCUGUUGUGCCGCAAAACAGCAAAUCCGUGGUGACGAAGGCGAGUUUGAUGAGUUCGUCGGUACUUGUUAUAGCUGCUCUAUCUCUCAUUGUUGCGUUAAUCAUAAUGACAAUAUUUGUUGUAGUCUCAAAGCAGCGCAGAAGAGGAUGCCUGCUAUAUGGAACACAUAAACGUCGCCAUGCAUGGGACUUCCCGACCGUGAAAACGGACGGAUUCAAAUUGGGGAGUUUACUGGACCGAAAACAUGGGUUUGAGAAAUUGGAUCAAAACGCAAGCGAUGAAGAUCCCGACGCUUCAACGAGUAUAUUGUCCAGUGCACAAUUUGCAUGAAAACUAUCCGUUAGAUAUUUUAGAUUUUAAAAUUCAAUCAUACAAAUUAUAAGUUGAUUUAAUUUAGGCGCCAAUAUAUGAAAAUAUGCCAAAAGAAGGAGUGAUGAGUUAAGAAUGGUGUAAAUAAAGA
Molecule: messenger RNA, 2020 nt
Organism: Hermetia illucens (black soldier fly)
Lineage: Eukaryota; Metazoa; Arthropoda; Insecta; Diptera; Stratiomyidae
Gene: Pal1
Product: peptidyl-alpha-hydroxyglycine alpha-amidating lyase 1
Exons: 6
Coding region: 310-1890 (526 amino acids)
Biological process (GO): peptide metabolic process
Cellular component (GO): membrane; extracellular region
Molecular function (GO): protein binding; catalytic activity
Source: RefSeq, a predicted model, not a curated record